Messenger RNA from Zophobas morio, 1371 nucleotides. RefSeq names its product serine protease snake-like. The transcript has 6 exons. The coding region runs from base 39 to 1178 and encodes 379 amino acids. Gene Ontology annotation, molecular function: serine-type endopeptidase activity. The record is from RefSeq and is a predicted model, not a curated record. Gene Ontology annotation, biological process: proteolysis. Lineage: Eukaryota; Metazoa; Arthropoda; Insecta; Coleoptera; Tenebrionidae.
AAAUCCCGAAUUAGUCUCGCACGACGUCCGAUGCGAUAAUGAUGCGCACUGUGUUAAGUCUGUUUACAGCAAUUUUUCUCGGAACUGUAUUUUGUCAAAAAAUUAUAGGGGACUUAUGUACCAUACAAUCAACUGGAGCCAAAGGAGUUUGUAGAGUGUUUGCCGACUGUGAAAAAGCUCGCGAAGAUCUAAGUCAGUUUAAUCGAUUUCCUCAAGUAUGUGGUUUUCAAAACACAACAACGAUAGUCUGCUGUCCACAGAAUCAAAGUGUGACACGCAAGACACCAGAAACACCGGGUGGUCGAAUACCAGGAGAAAUCAGUAAAAGGAAAUGUGAAGAAUAUUCUGCGUAUGUAUAUGAAACAUCAGUACCUCCCACUGCACUAGUUGGUCAAAAACCAGUUAAAAAAUACGAAUGUGGACACCAAGUAACCAAAUUAAUUGUGGGCGGUGAUCCAGCUGGAAGAAAGGAAUUUCCACAUAUGGCAGCUAUAGGCUAUAAUUCAUCUGACGAAGGAAUGCAAUGGCUUUGUGGUGGAACAAUUUUAAGCAAAAGAUACGUAUUAACAGCCGCACAUUGCCUGUCUGAUUCUAAUGCAGGGAAUGCGCUAUGGGUAAGACUUGGUAUAACCAAACUCACCGAUACGCAUCGUAGACAAGAAAUAAAGAUAGCUGAGCGGAUACCUCAUCCUGAAUACAGGGUAGACUCUCAUUAUAAUGAUAUUGGACUGCUACGAUUAGAAAAAGCAGCUAGACUGAAUUCGUUCUCGCGACCAGCGUGUCUUUAUUUAGACUCAGAAAUUAGGAGUGAAAGGGCCAUUGCAACAGGAUGGGGCUAUACAUCUUAUGGUGGUAAUACUAGCAACGAUUUACUCAAAGUAGUCCUUGAUCUUUUUAAUCAAAGUACAUGUAGCCAAUAUUAUCAGAACCAUAGGAGAGUGGCACAAGGAAUUCUAGAUAAUCUCCAGGUUUGUGCAGGUUCUGUGAAGGGCAACAAUGACACGUGUCAGGGAGAUUCUGGUGGUCCUUUACAAAUAUAUCACCGUGGUGAUAAGAUAAAGUGCAUGUACGACAUUAUAGGUGUAACAUCGUUUGGACUAGGCUGUGCCGGCAGUCCUGGAGUCUAUGUGAGAGUUUCAAAUUAUAUCAAAUGGAUAGAAGAUAUAGUUUGGCCCUAGGAUAUUUUCUGUUUAAUUUUUUUGAUGUUUUUAUCCUCUGUAAGUGAUAUGACUGAUUCCUGUACCAAUGUUUUGUAGACGUAGAGAUUAAUAAAAUAACACAUAUUGACAUAAAUUUCAAUAUAUUGACAUGAAUAUUCUAAUGUAUGAUGUUUACAGUAAAAGUUGUUUAAAUAAAUCUGCUUAAAUAACA